Messenger RNA from Aureobasidium vineae, 570 nucleotides. Lineage: Eukaryota; Fungi; Ascomycota; Dothideomycetes; Dothideales; Saccotheciaceae. The record is from the annotation of a GenBank genome assembly.
AUGUUCUACACAAUGUAUCUUGAUGGCCUCUGUAAACGCCGACAUUGGCCUCAGCCCAUGUUUCAACCUUCGGUCACCCAUCACGGCUACACCUGCGUUGUCCGCGUCAACAAUCGCGAAUACAGUACAGAUGGUCAACAUUACACAACCGAAGCAUUGGCCCGUGACGCCGCCGCCACACGUGCCUACAUGAUCUGCCGCAACUUCUCUGUAAACGACGGUAUGUAUCCUGGGCAAAAGUCAGGCUCCGGCACCGUCCAAGGCCUUCCUGUAGCCAUUGGCUCAGGCCGCAGGAACGUCAGCGUUUCUACAUCUGGCUUCAAAGAUCAGAGAAGACGACUGGGUGAAUUGAGAGAGGAGGAUGAGGAUGAGAACAGCAGCUGGACUUCUGGCGGCUCAAGCCCUAGGAGUGUGGAUUCUGCUGUUGCUGGUAUUAGAUCCGUCAAUGCUGGCGCUGGAAAGCCUCAUCAUGCCAGCCAGACCACCUGUGCCUGUCGUCGCGCUCCGGUCUUACAGCAGUAUCCUCGUUGCCAGUAUUGUCUUCGCGAUGCUGGAUGGAUGUCUUUCUAA